Aspergillus sclerotioniger CBS 115572 is the source of this 680-nucleotide messenger RNA. RefSeq lists its product as uncharacterized. The coding region runs from base 203 to 412 and encodes 69 amino acids. The transcript has a single exon. NCBI's taxonomy places the organism in Eukaryota, Fungi, Ascomycota, Eurotiomycetes, Eurotiales, Aspergillaceae. The record is from RefSeq and is a predicted model, not a curated record.
GUUGUUCAUGUUAGUUAAUAUGAAAAUGGAAUGUGUAUGUCAUUACCAUUGAAAGAUCUUCAGCAAAAAAGACCCCAACUCAACAAGGACACUUGAAAUAAAACCUAGGUGCUUUGAUACCACAGGUAUAUUGCUAGCACGCGGGUUUUCCAAGUUAAUGAGUACACAACAUUUCCAUAAACUCCAUGAGGUCUGUUUACCUAUGAUCUCGGCGGUGGUUGGAUGGAUUAGAGAUGAACUGGACAUCCAGACACAACUCGGGGUUUCCGCCUGCAAGUCUAUGGAGAAGAGAGGCAGGUCUGAGCUCCUGAAGGCCAAUACUAAUAGUAUCUUAGUUAGGCUUCACGAUGGGGCCGCGCUACCCCACGAUCAGCUUUUGACUAUCAAGUUACGCCCGCAAUUAGACUUUUGAAUGGAGUAAGAAGAGAUAGAUACUCUGACACGUUUGUAUUUUUCCUUAAAAGUUGCAGUUGACAGUGGCACGUGCAAAUGCGACAAUUCGUCUACCAUAAGUAUAUGUAAACCUGGCCCUGCAUGACCAUAGUUUUGUGCGCUUAGAUUAGGAACUGCUAUGCAGGAGUCCUUCAUUGCAAACAAUUAUCCUGUACACAGUACUCCGUACAGAGCACUCAUUUAGCACAUGACGACUUUGUUUCAAUGACUAAUCACUCGGCUUUCUU